Colletotrichum spaethianum is the source of this 1215-nucleotide messenger RNA. RefSeq names its product CUT9-interacting protein scn1. The transcript has a single exon. The record is from RefSeq and is a predicted model, not a curated record. Lineage: Eukaryota; Fungi; Ascomycota; Sordariomycetes; Glomerellales; Glomerellaceae. The coding region runs from base 1 to 1215 and encodes 404 amino acids. Gene Ontology annotation, molecular function: hydrolase activity, acting on ester bonds.
AUGUGUGGCCAGCACGAACACGGGGAGCCAAAGUCCUCCACUGCCGUCACCUCGGCCUCGUCGGACCCCUUCCCCUGGGAAUCCGGCAUCUACGAUGCCCAUUGUCACCCCACGGAUACCAUGUCUACCGUCGAGAAAAUACCCGACAUGCGCGCCGCUGCUCUAACCGUCAUGGCCACUCGGAGUCAGGACCAGGCCCUCGUUGCUGAGGUUGCUGCGUCCCACGGCGUCCGCUCAAGGUACGAAAUGUCUCAGGGUCAUCUGAUCCCCUCGUUUGGCUGGCAUCCGUGGUUCUCGUACCAGCUAUUCGACGACACCGUGCCCGAGGCUGAGAGGACGUACCUCGAGGGCCAGCCCAACGCAAAGAAGCGCCAUUACCAAGCCGUCCUAGCCCCCGCCCCUGAGGACCCCGACUUUCUCGACGCGCUGCCCACCCCACGUUCUUUGUCAGCCUUUUUGACCGACACGCGCCGCCGCCUCCAAGAUCAUCCCCUUGCUCUAGUCGGUGAGGUUGGUCUCGACAAGGCCUUUCGCCUGCCCGAAGGAAGGACCAACGCCGACAAGUCCUCCCGUGAUCAGACCCUUACCCCGGGUGGCCGCGAGGGGCGUCGCCUGGCUCCUCAACAUGUCAAGAUGCCCCACCAGGUCGCCGUGCUGAAAGCUCAGCUGGCGCUCGCGGGUGAGCUAGGCCGCCCUGUGAGCGUUCAUGGCGUCCAGGCCCAUGGUGUUCUCCAUGAUACCCUCUCGUCUCUGUGGAAGGGUCACGAGAAGGAGGUCGUCAGCAGGAAAAAGAGACGCCUUGUUGCCGAGGGAGCCGAGGACUUUGAUUCGGGCGACGAGCUCGAGGAAGAUGACUUUGGCCGAAAAGACGUGCCGCCGAGGCCGUAUCCCCCCCGCAUAUGUCUUCACUCAUACUCUGGACCUGCCGAGAUGUUGAAGCAGUACACUAACCCAGCCAUCCCGGCCCGGAUGUUCUUCUCCUUCUCUUCGGCUAUCAACCUGGGGACCAAGGCCGGAGCUGACAAGAUUGCCGAGGUGCUCCAAGCGUGCCCCGACGACAGCAUACUGGUCGAGAGUGACUUGCAUAUUGCCGGCGAGGAAAUGGAUGCGAGGCUCGAGGAGAUGUACCGCAAGGUCUGCGAGAUCAAGGGCUGGAAGCUUCAGGAGGGCGCUGAGCGUAUAGGGAAGAACUACCGCGAAUUCAUCUUUGGGUGA